Molecule: messenger RNA, 2571 nt
Organism: Conger conger (European conger)
Lineage: Eukaryota; Metazoa; Chordata; Actinopteri; Anguilliformes; Congridae
Product: endoplasmic reticulum chaperone BiP-like
Exons: 9
Coding region: 158-2128 (656 amino acids)
Biological process (GO): protein refolding; endoplasmic reticulum unfolded protein response; cellular response to unfolded protein
Cellular component (GO): endoplasmic reticulum lumen; endoplasmic reticulum chaperone complex; membrane
Molecular function (GO): ATP hydrolysis activity; heat shock protein binding; ATP binding
Source: RefSeq, a predicted model, not a curated record
CUGCACUGUAUAUAAUUAGACCGGUUCCAUGUGCGUACCAUAAUAUUGACAGAAAGAAACUACAGAGAAGAUAUUGUGAAGAGCAGAGUCGAUUGCAUUUGACAGUGGCGCGUCAAAUUAUCUUCAUACGAAAGAAGUGAAGGAACAGAAUUCCAGAAUGAUGAAACUGCUAAGCGUGCUUCUGCUGGUUGCCACCAGCGUGUUAGCUGAGGAGGACGAUAAGGAGAGCGUGGGGACCGUUGUGGGAAUUGACUUGGGAACAACUUACUCAUGUGUGGGUGUGUUCAAGAAUGGCCGCGUGGAGAUCAUCGCCAACGACCAGGGCAACCGCAUUACUCCUUCUUAUGUAGCUUUCACUGCGGAAGGGGAGCGUCUGAUUGGUGAUGCUGCCAAGAACCAGCUCACCUCCAACCCUGAGAACACAGUGUUCGAUGCCAAGAGGCUGAUUGGCCGCACCUGGUCUGACUCCAGCGUUCAGCAGGACAUCAGGUACCUACCUUUCAAGGUGAUUGAGAAGAAGAGCAAGCCACACAUCCAGAUGAAUAUCGGUGGUGGUCAGACUAAGACCUUUGCUCCAGAGGAAAUUUCCGCUAUGGUCCUCACUAAGAUGAAGGAGACAGCAGAGGCAUACCUGGGGAAGAAGGUCACUCAUGCCGUGGUCACGGUUCCUGCCUACUUUAACGAUGCCCAGCGCCAGGCCACCAAGGAUGCGGGUGUGAUUGCCGGGCUAAAUGUGAUGAGGAUCUUGAAUGAACCAACCGCUGCUGCUAUCGCCUAUGGUAUGGACAAGCGAGAUGGCGAGAAGAACAUCUUGGUGUUUGACCUGGGCGGCGGGACCUUCGAUGUGUCCCUGAUGACCAUUGACAACGGCGUUUUUGAGGUGGUGGCCACCAGUGGGGACACUCAUCUGGGUGGUGAGGACUUUGACCAGCGUGUCAUGGAGCACUUCAUCAAGCUGUACAAGAAGAAGACAGGCAAAGAUGUACGCAAGGACAACCGUGCCAUGCAGAAGCUGCGCCGAGAGGUGGAGAAGGCCAAACGCACCCUGUCUUCACAACAUCAAUCCCGCAUUGAGAUUGAGUCCUUUUUUGAGGGCGACGACUUCUCUGAGACACUCACCCGAGCCAAGUUUGAGGAGCUCAACAUGGACCUGUUCCGUUCCACCAUGAAGCCUGUACAGAAGGUUCUGGCAGACGCCAACAUGAAGAAGUCGGACAUCGACGAGAUCGUGCUGGUGGGCGGCUCCACCCGCAUCCCCAAGAUCCAGCAGAUGGUGAAGGAGUUCUUCAACGGGAAGGAGCCGUCCCGCGGCAUCAACCCAGACGAGGCUGUGGCUUAUGGGGCGGCCGUGCAGGCUGGGGUGCUGUCCCCAGACAAGGGCCCACCUGAAGUGCUCCUGCUGGAUGUAAACCCACUGACUCUGGGCAUCGAGACCGCCGGGGGUGUCAUGACCAAGCUGAUUCCCAGAAACAAUGUGGUGCCAGCCAAGAAGUCCCAAAUCUUCUCAACAGCAUCCGACAACCAGCCCACCGUCACCAUCAAGGUCUAUGAAGGAGAGCGCCCCCUGACCAAAGACAACCACCUGCUGGGCACCUUUGACCUCACAGGGAUCCCACUUGCCCCACGCGGGGUCCCCCAGAUCGAGGUGACCUUUGAGAUCGACACAAACGGGAUCCUGAGUGUGGCUGCAGAGGACAAGGGCACGGGCAACAAGAAUAAGAUCACCAUCACCCACGACCAGAACGGCUUGACCCCCGAGGACAUCGAGCGCAUGGUGAGCGACGCAGAGCGCUUCGCCGACGAGGACAGGAAGCUGAAGGAGCGCAUCGAUGCCCGCAACGGGCUGGAGACCUACGCCUAUUCCUUGAAGAACCAGGCUGCCGACCAGGAGAAGCUGGGUGGCAAGCUGUCCCAAGAGGACAAGGAGACCCUGGAGAAGGCGGUGGAUGAGAAGAUUGAGUGGCUGGAGUCACAUCAGGACGCUGAGCUGGAGGACUUCCAGGUCCAGAAGAACGAGCUGGAGGAGGUGGUCAAGCCGAUCAUCGGAAAACUCUAUGGUGGUGCGGGCGGGACACAGCCACCAGGGGCCGAGCAGGACGACGAUCAGGAUGAGAGGGACGAAUUGUAGGGCCUUCAGCGGGCUUUACGUCUUGCUCUUUUCUCUCUCGCUCUCUCCUCCAUUUGAUCUCAUCAGAGAGUUGUACAUAUUUGACUUGUUGAACUAUGUUGAGAGGAAAAAUUGGGGUUGGGGGCAGAAACUCACCGUCUCUGAAGCUAGGAGGAGUUUAAGGGGGAGUAUGUGCAAAGGCCUUUCUCUUCACUGUGAAGUGGAGGUUUAUGUUGGCCUACAUUAAAGCUUCCUGUGUCUGAUCUUUCAGAGCUGGUGUGUGGAUGGGGGUAGGAGGUUUAGGCUCUAGCCAGUGGGGUAAAGGGCUACUUUACCCCAUUUAAUAAGUUAUUAUUAAUACUUUAUUGCUAAAUUAUUUAAAAUAUUAAAUUAUUUUAUUUUACAUUUUGUCUUUAUGGUAACUAAGAAAAAUGCAGUUCUACUGUAAAAGCAUAAAUACUUUU